This is a messenger RNA of Phlebotomus argentipes, 971 nucleotides long. RefSeq lists its product as uncharacterized. Bases 59 to 958 code for a protein of 299 amino acids. The record is from RefSeq and is a predicted model, not a curated record. NCBI's taxonomy places the organism in Eukaryota, Metazoa, Arthropoda, Insecta, Diptera, Psychodidae. The transcript is spliced from 5 exons.
ACAGAGACAGCAUCAUUUCACAGAAUCACACUCAGUAAAGACAAGACCCUUGAGAAAAAUGCACCUAAAAUCUUUAAUUCUUCCCGCAAUCGGUCUAAUUCAUCUCGGUUUGGUCUUCUGCAUGGAUUGGAGUGAAAAUCCCUACAAAUUCCCCGAAGUGCUGUCCAGAAGGAAGAGAUACUUGGUAUUUCCGCCAGGAUCAACUGUUCUGUGCACACUUUCUGUGGUGAAGGCUUUCGUGUUUAAAUCGCCGGCACAGCACAAUAUGGUCAUGGAAGUGGAUUUCUACUAUCCACUGCCUGACAAACUAAUUUUUCCCGAGAGGAAGAAUCCCGCGCCAAUUGUGGUCACGACGCAGAAAGCAACUGUUGCACCUCCUGUGCUCUACCACGAUUCCUUUCCGCAUGAUGACUUCUACAAUCUCAUCGAUUAUCAUGACAGGAUGGACACAACGAGGAGGAAGAGCGACAAGGAUGUGUUUUUGCAGAAAACUCGGUAUCCGUUCUCUUAUAAAAAGUACCAGAGUGAUAAGAAUCACUUAUUCGAAGGGUCGAAGGGAAAACAUUGGCAGAAGCAACACUACAGAGGUCACAGGGAGCGAAGGGAUUUCUACAGGAGUAUUGAAAAUUUCAUGUCACUUUUAGGCCGAUAUCUACGAAACUUCUUAUCCGAUUGGCAAAAGUAUGAGAUGGAAAGAAACACUAAAGAUAUUGGAUUGGAUGGUCGAUCUUGUAUUCUGAGAACAAUCUGUGAAGCUCAACAUUGGCUCAUGCCGAAAGGAACUUCUCUAUUUGACGAUAUAUUCAGACUUCUCUUCUCUUUACCUGAGAAAUACUCUUAUGUCGACGACUACAGCAGAGCCAUGUCUUCUGAGGAGAAGCACUGCAGUGAAUUAUACGAGAAGAAGUGCCCAAUAAGUAUUCUGGGUCUUAUCCUUCACAGUGAGAAGGUUAUAUGAAGCAAUAAAGGAU